This is a messenger RNA of Dovyalis caffra, 1017 nucleotides long. Lineage: Eukaryota; Viridiplantae; Streptophyta; Magnoliopsida; Malpighiales; Salicaceae. The record is from the annotation of a GenBank genome assembly.
AUGAACAUUUCUAAGUCUUUCAAUGCAUAUCCAAGAGGUGAUUUUGAUUUAGAAUCUGGAAUUGCCCUUAAAAGGUCCCGAAAAUCGAAAAACUUAUCAUUUCACCCUUUCAAAAUGAUCAAAUAUUUUGCUAAUCGCCUUCAUUACUAUUACAAGUUGCACCCAUUUCUUUUAUUCUUCAUUUCCUUGUCUUUGGGGGUCACAAUUCUCAUAGUUCUAUCUAUAUAUGAGAGCCGGUACCGAACAGUGAAUGAUUAUCGAAAACUUGAUUUGGGGACGUACGAUAAUGCGUUUGCUAAGCUUACUAAUCUUGUAAUGGUUGCUGGACAUUCGGUUUAUACUAGUAGUAGCUGUGGGAAAGUUGACAAGGAGGAUUCUUGGUUUUUGGAGUCUUAUCAGAAGCAUCCGGGACAGGCUGCUACUUUUGUGACUCAUAUUCAAGAGGGAGUUGAAGUUGUGGCGAAGGAUGAUGGGGCUUUGCUUUUGUUUAGUGGUGGUGAGACUCGAAAAGAUGCAGGUCCUCGUAGUGAAGCACAGAGUUAUUGGGCUGUUGCUGAAUCAAAAGGAUGGUUUGGUAAUGAGGAAAGCGUGAGGUGGAGGGCAUUGACAGAAGAAUAUGCCAGAGAUAGCUUUGAGAAUCUUCUCUUUAGUGUGUGUCGGUUCCGAGAACUUACUGGAAAAUAUCCUCAAAACAUAACUGUCGUUAGUUAUGAUUUCAAAAAGGAGAGAUUCGCAAACCUGCAUCGCUCUGCAAUUGGCUUUCCAGAGUCCAGGUUCUUUUAUUCAGGCACCCCAGCCUCAUCAACUUCCAAAGGGGCUGCUUUGAAAGGCGAAUCAUUGGUGAGAGCUCAAUUUCAAGAAGACCCUUAUGGCUGUAAAGGUUCACUCUGGCGUAAAAAACUAGGGCGUGAUCCCUUCCAUCGGUCAAUUCCUUAUCCAAAUGGUUGUUCUGAAAUUGAAGGUUUAUUCAGAUACUGUGGAGAAGCUCUUUAUCCAGGUCACCUCCCCUGGGCUUAG